AUGGCCGGAAAAGCUCCACUGGUCGUUCCCGCCCUCAAGCGACAUACUGCUACAGUCAUUGUUGCCCAUGGCUUGGGUGAUAGUGGCGCAGGCUGGCUUUUCCUUGCAGAGAACUGGCGACGUCGAAGCAAAUUCGAGGAAGUUUCUUUCAUUUUCCCAAAUGCGCCAAAUAUCCCGAUAACACUGAACAUGGGCAUGCGGAUGCCGGGCUGGUAUGACAUCAAGUCGUUGUCAGACCUAGCUGCUCGGGAAGAAGACGAAGCCGGUAUCAAUCGAUCCAAGGACUACUUCCACUCCCUCAUCGAUGCCGAGGUAGCGAAGGGCAUUCCCGCGAACCGUGUCGUUAUUGGAGGGUUCUCACAGGGAGGUGCUAUGUCAUUGUUAUCUGGAGUCACAUACAAAGACCAGCUUGGAGGUAUCUUCGGCUUGAGCUGCUAUCUUCUGCUGCAAAGCAAGAUCAAGGGCAUGAUCCCCACGGAAGCACCGAAUCAGAAUACCCCAAUUUUCAUGGGCCACGGCGAUUCCGAUCAGGUCGUUGCGCAUAAAUAUGGUCAGAUGAGCGCGGAUGCACUUAAGGCAUUGGGAUAUAAGAUCGACUUCCGGACAUACGAAAACCUCGUCCACUCUGCGGACCCUGAAGAGAUUGAUCACCUCGAAGCAUACCUGAACCAACAGAUUCCCCCACUUGGGGAUGGGAAGGACGGGAGCUCCUGA
Molecule: messenger RNA, 714 nt
Organism: Aaosphaeria arxii CBS 175.79
Lineage: Eukaryota; Fungi; Ascomycota; Dothideomycetes; Pleosporales
Product: acyl-protein thioesterase 1
Exons: 4
Coding region: 1-714 (237 amino acids)
Biological process (GO): protein depalmitoylation
Cellular component (GO): cytoplasm
Molecular function (GO): palmitoyl-(protein) hydrolase activity; carboxylic ester hydrolase activity
Source: RefSeq, a predicted model, not a curated record